GGCAUCCUUACGAAGUUGCUGUGUUGUCAAAAUUGCUUCACAAUAUUGUGAUACAUUGUUAGAAUCCAUUUAGGUUGAAAUUAUCAAUUUUUCAAUAUGAGAACGUGUCAAACAUGAAUUGAAAACGUUUUACAACAAUUUGAGGAGACGACCCGCCGUGUAUACACGCGUCUCGAUUUUACAUUUUUCAUGAAAAUUGAAGCAGUAAUUUAGUCAACAUGGAUGGUACAUGGUUCCUUAUUCUGCUCGCGCUGGUGAUGUUAGUGGGAUCUUAUGUUGCUGGCAGUAUCCCAUUAAACGUGAGCAUGUCUGAGGAUAAACUGAAAAAGGUGACAAUAUUUGGCGCCGGAUUGCUCGUCGGAACAGCCUUAGCUGUAAUCAUACCAGAAGGAGUACGAGCGUUGUUUGAACAUCCUCACACCCCAGCUGUGACUAAGGACUACACUGCUGAACCAACUCAUGAAGACAGUCUAUAUUCUGUUAUAGGGAUAACGCUAGUUUUAGGUUUCGUCUUCAUGCUGCUGGUGGAUCAGAUGUCAUCCCGUUACAAUGAUUCCAAUAAUCCGAUUGAGAGAAACGUUACGGCCACCGUUGGCUUAGUGGUUCAUGCAGCCGCGGACGGCAUCGCUUUAGGGGCGGCCGCCACGACCUCACACGCGGACGUCGAGGUCAUAGUCUUCCUGGCCAUAAUGCUCCACAAAGCCCCUGCGGCAUUCGGGCUUGUCACGUUUCUGAUGCACGCAGGCCUCGAGAGGAACAGGAUAAGGAGGCAUCUCCUCAUAUUCUCGUGCGCGGCUCCCCUACUUGCUCUCCUCACGUACUUCGGUAUCGGUAACGAGAGCAAACAGACCCUGAGCGAGGUCAACGCUACAGGUAUAGCGAUGCUGUUCUCGGCAGGUACGUUCCUGUACGUAGCUACCGUCCACGUCUUACCCGAACUAACCCACACUCAACACACGCACACGUUACUGCCCACCCAGGAGGGUAUGCCGACAAAAAGGGGCUUCGGUGGCCUUCAGAUAUUCGAAGUUAUCAUUCUCUCUGUGGGGGCGCUGCUGCCAGUCUUACUGGCCAUGGGUCAUGACGAUUAGCCUCCGACGUGGUGGAUAUCUUGGGAGGAACUGGACGAUUGAGCUCAACAUAAUCAGAACCAUAAAGUCGUUUGUGCGAAAUAAAAUAUGUGCUAAAAUCGCCUCUAAGCACACGAGUCCUUGUUUUAAAUUUAAGGAGUAUAAUUUUAGGGAUAAUCUAAACUAGCGCUCGCCCGAUGAUCGAAUUUCGACUUUAAGCACUAAAGAUUUAAGAUUCAUUUUAAACGUAAUAUUUUGGUAUUUCAAACGCUUGUCUCUGUCAAACAAAAAAAAAUGCUACUUAAUGUUUUUGUAACUAGUAUGUAUAUUUUUUUGUAACAAUUCACUGGUAGCAUAAAGGGUUACUUCAGCUACGCGCGGGUAGGUGAGCUAACGGGUUCAACUUGAGAGAGUUUGCUAACACUAGCCCUAGCAAGAGCCGUGCUUCGCUGAAUCUACCAGCGGAUCGGAAACGCGACCCACUGAGAAGAUCCGGCGAGGAAGUCAGUGGGUUUGCUUAUAGUAUACUAUUUGUCUCCUAUAUACUCCAAAACAUCUGGAUUCCGAUGAAAAUAUCUCAGGAAAUCUUGUAUUAGUCCGUCGGCAAUGUCAACCGUAAUUUGACUAAUACUAAUAAUCUGAAUAGAAACAAUGCGCAUUUCUGUGCGUUAAAUUUUUUUAGUUGGAAUCACGGAUAUCCAUCUAUGGCUCUGAUGUCGCGGUUAGCAGCGAACUUGGCAAUAAAAUGAUUUUUGUUAAAAAUUAUGAAGGCAGGAAAAUUGACGUGAAAAAUAUUGUUUUUUUUUUAGAUAUGUUUUCAAUCGACUGUAUUUCAUAUGUGUAUAAAAAAUUACGGACGAAUUAUAGUUUUGAUUUAAUCAAGAUUGUUACUGUUAAAUUUGACAAAGCAAUCGGUGGGAUUACGUACAAAUUUUGCCCCAUUAAAUUGUGGAUUGUAUGCGAACAUUAUCGAUUUUUCGAGACUUUUUACAUACGAACCUUAUUUUACAAAAAGUAUUUACAAUCAAACUAUAUAUAAUUAUGUAUUUCUUAUCUAUGUAUUUGUAAUUUUUUUUAUUGCUUAGAU
This is a messenger RNA of Bombyx mandarina (wild silkworm), 2157 nucleotides long. It is a transcript of the gene Zip102B, whose product is annotated as Zinc/iron regulated transporter-related protein 102B. Lineage: Eukaryota; Metazoa; Arthropoda; Insecta; Lepidoptera; Bombycidae. Gene Ontology annotation, biological process: transmembrane transport; zinc ion transport. The record is from RefSeq and is a predicted model, not a curated record. Gene Ontology annotation, cellular component: membrane. Gene Ontology annotation, molecular function: metal ion transmembrane transporter activity.